This is a messenger RNA of Acanthosepion pharaonis, 1656 nucleotides long. The record is from the annotation of a GenBank genome assembly. Lineage: Eukaryota; Metazoa; Mollusca; Cephalopoda; Sepiida; Sepiidae.
AUGGCCUCAGAAGAUAAUGAUAACAAUGCUCCAGACUCUUGGGAGCAAGAAUUGAAUAACUCAGAUGUGGAGCAGAUUAAUUCCACUCUAUCCAACUUGAACGUAAAUGCCGAAGUGUUCGUUCCUGGCCAGAAUGUACACGCUCCGGCAUUCGUACCAUCAUUUAUGAAAGACUCUGAAGAAAGUCCAGAAGAUGCAGAAAUGGAUGACAGCAAUGUCGCUGAUGACUGGGCUGACAAUGUGGAAGAAGAGGAGGAAGAAAAGGAGGAGGAAAAGGCUGACAAUGGUGCUGAGGCAAUGGAGGUUGAAAGUGCUCCCAUGAAACAAAAGCGGAAAAAGAAAGAUUCUGCAGCACCCAGUGUUAAAAAGGAACAUGUAAAUGUUAUAUUCAUUGGUCAUGUAGAUGCUGGGAAGUCAACAAUUGGUGGUCACAUUAUGUAUUUGACAGGAAUGGUUGAUAAAAGGACAUUAGAGAAAUAUGAAAAAGAAGCUAAAGAAAAAAAUAGAGAAACUUGGUAUCUAUCAUGGGCACUAGAUACUAACUUGGAAGAAAGAGAAAAAGGAAAAACUGUUGAAGUAGGCAGGGCUUACUUUGAAACUGAGAAAAAACAUUUUACUAUUCUUGAUGCUCCUGGCCAUAAAAGUUUUGUGCCAAAUAUGAUUGGUGGUGCCUCACAGGCAGACAUGGCAAUUCUUGUGAUUUCUGCUCGGAAAGGAGAAUUUGAAACGGGAUUUGAACGAGGUGGUCAAACAAGAGAACAUGCUAUGUUAGCCAAAACAGCUGGAGUGAAGCAUUUGGUUGUACUGAUAAAUAAAAUGGAUGACCCAACAGUAGAAUGGUCAGAAGUACGGUACAAUGAAUGCCGUGAUAAACUCCUUCCUUAUCUGAGAAAAUGUGGCUUUAAUCCAAAAACAGAUAUUUAUUUCAUGCCAGUCUCUGGGCUGACAGGCGCAUUCCUUAAAGAUGUAGUUCCAGAAGAUCAAUGUCCGUGGUUCAGAGGGCCAGCUCUAAUUCAAUAUUUGGAUGACAUGCCAUCUUUGAAUAGAGCAUCAGAUGGGCCAGUUAGAGUACCAGUAGUUGAUAGGUAUAAGGAUAUGGGAACAAUUGUUAUAGGUAAAGUUGAAUCUGGCAGUUUAACAAAAAAUCAGACGCUCUGUCUUAUGCCAAAUAAGGUUCCUGUUAAAAUUAUGCAAUUAUGGUCAGAUGAUAUUGAAACAGAUGCUGCAAGUGCAGGGGAAAAUGUAAAAAUUAAACUACAGGGAGUUGAAGAGGAGGAUGUUUCUCCAGGUUUUGUGAUAUGUUCCCCUGAGAAUGUCUGUCACACAGGCAAAACAUUCGAUGCUCAGAUUGUUAUUUUAGAACACAAAUCCAUUAUUUGUGCUGGGUAUAGUGCUAUUCUACAUAUCCAUGCAUGUGCAGAAGAAGUCACUAUCAAGCAUUUACUGUGCUUAAUUGACAAGAAGACUGGUGAGAAGACCCAAUUAAAGCCUCGAUUUAUUAAACAAGAUCAGGUUGGCCUUGCACGGAUACAAGUGAAUGGUGGAAUGAUCUGUUUGGAGUCUUUCAAGGAUUUCCCCCAGAUGGGACGUUUCACGCUUAGGGAUGAAGGAAAAACUAUUGCCAUAGGAAAGGUGUUGAAAGUGAUAAGAGAUUAA